AUGGGCGCCCAUGAGAAUGAGGCUGAGGCUUCGUUUGAUGCCUCGUCGGAAUCGGGGACUGUCGUUAACCAUGAGGAAGUGAAGCUUGUAAAGAAGAGUAAACUACUCUUGGCUGUUUUGUAUUUUGGCACAUUUCUCGGCAUAUCUGACGAAUUCUUCGUUCUCACUACGUCCCGCCAGAUAGCCGAGUCUUUUAAUAAAGGCUCAUCUUCGUCAUGGCUUUUUGUCGGGUAUAAUCUGGGCUAUUCCAUGGCCUUACCGAUAUAUGGCCGAGUCUAUGAAGUUCUCGGUCAACGAAAAACUUUCCUAAUUGCUUAUGCAUUAUACACCGUGGGAUGCAUUGUAUCAGGUACACCACAUGAAUUUUUUGCAGUCGUCGCCGGGCGAUUCUUUGUGGGCGCUGGCGCUUCGGGUAUGCUGGACCUGGCUUCGGUGGCACUCAAUGAUAUUGCAUCCAUACGUGAAGUUGCCGUGUAUAGAAGCCACCUUAUGGUGGUUAUGUUGGUAGGAGCCGUCAGUGGAGGGCCGCUAGGCGCAAUUCUCGCCGGAACUAUCGGAUGGAGAUGGUCAUUCCUAGUACACAUCCCUUUCGUGGUCAUUUGUGCAAUUGUCGUUUUCUUCAAAUUACGACCAAAGAACACCAACCCAACACACGAAACAUCAAGCGAUGAGGAAAGCAACAUCGAAAAACCAGAGGAGACUUCCAAGGCUCCACGUCCACCGCUUGACAUUCCAGGAAUCAUCACGCUUAGCUGCGCUAUUCUCUGCUUUGUUAUACUCGUUCAGAUGCUCGAGGAUAUUGACUCGGCGAAGAAACACGUUGGCCUUUUGACUGGGCUUGGAGUUGGAUUUGCCGUCUUUACUGCGACAUUUAUUUCUAUUGAGGUUUUCUGGGCUAAGAACCCUGUGAUUCCACUCCAUCUCCUCAAAACCACCCAAGUUGGACUUCUUUGGGGUACUACCUUUUUCAUGCAGAUGGGAAAUUACAGUUUUGUUGCAAGUAUUGCGCCCUAUUUCGCCCGAGUGCACGGCUUGACGACGAUAGAGACUGGGCUAUGUCUAGGGCCCACUGCAGUUGGUGCCGCCAUCGGCAGUGUCUUAACUGGCAUGCUUGUGAAAAGAAGCGGAAAGCACAGAGUAUGGGCAAUAAUCGGCCUCAUAACAGCCCUCUUAAGUUUCGCCUUAAUCCUUCCUCGCUGGUCACUCUUCGAACAGAAAAUGUGGGAAUUAUUCUACUCAUUCUUCUUUUCAUGGGGCCUUGGAAUGGUCCUGUCUGCUCAAUUCGUCGGCUUGAGUGCCAGCACACCAGAAGCAUUUGCAGCCACUUCUAUUACAUCUUAUUAUCUUUUCCAACAAGCGGGUACUAUGAUUGGAAUCACAGUGACUACGGUUCUGCAACACCUUGUCUUCAAGGAGAAGCUUGAGGCGAAGAUUGGAGAGAGUCCUGAGGAUCUGAAGAAAAUUCAACAUAUCCUGGACAGUGUGGACUAUUCGAGGUCUCUUCCAGAGCCGAUGCGUGGAACUGUCAACACGCUUUUCCGAGAAAGUUACAUGGUGCUUCUUUUGUUUGUCAUUGUUACCAUAACACUAGCGCUGCUAUUGGUGUUGAGACAGAAGAAUAUCGCUAUCUGA
This is a messenger RNA of Penicillium subrubescens, 1632 nucleotides long. RefSeq lists its product as uncharacterized. The transcript has 9 exons. Gene Ontology annotation, biological process: basic amino acid transport; transmembrane transport. The record is from RefSeq and is a predicted model, not a curated record. Gene Ontology annotation, cellular component: fungal-type vacuole membrane. NCBI's taxonomy places the organism in Eukaryota, Fungi, Ascomycota, Eurotiomycetes, Eurotiales, Aspergillaceae. The coding region runs from base 1 to 1632 and encodes 543 amino acids. Gene Ontology annotation, molecular function: basic amino acid transmembrane transporter activity.